Messenger RNA from Talaromyces proteolyticus, 1571 nucleotides. RefSeq names its product beta-alanine synthase. NCBI's taxonomy places the organism in Eukaryota, Fungi, Ascomycota, Eurotiomycetes, Eurotiales, Trichocomaceae. Gene Ontology annotation, molecular function: hydrolase activity, acting on carbon-nitrogen (but not peptide) bonds, in linear amidines. Bases 1 to 1395 code for a protein of 464 amino acids. The record is from RefSeq and is a predicted model, not a curated record. The transcript is spliced from 5 exons.
AUGCUGCUCACAAGGUUACGUUCUACCACGGCCGCAAAGCGUGUUUGUUCCUACACGAAACCAUUUGGCCAGUAUUCCAUCCGCGAAAUUUCAAUGUCAGCACAGCCUAGGGCAUUUACAGGUGACCUGUCUGAGGCCGAAUUAUCCGCUCUGAGAGCCAACAAGGACAGGUUAAUGCACGACUUACAUUUCAGUUGUCAAUGGGGAUCGGGAAUUCGAUGGGGGAGUGAUCCUACGGAAACUGGGAUGCAGCGUCUCGCCUUGUCUCAAGAUGAUAAAAGUGUUCGUGACUGGUUUGUACAGAAAAUGAAACAGUUGAGAUGCCGUGUGGAUGUUGAUGAGAUGGGAAAUAUAUUUGCGGUACGUCCCGGGCGCAGGAAGGAUGUGCCUGCCACGUUCAUCGGCAGUCACCUAGAUACGCAGCCAACAGGCGGCAGAUAUGACGGCAUUCUCGGCGUUUUGGCCGGAAUUGAAGCAUUGCAGGUAAUAGACGACCUAGGAAUUGAGUCGGAGGGUGGAAUUGGGGUGGUCAAUUGGACAAACGAAGAGGGGGCCCGAUUUCCAAUGACAAUCCUUGCCUCCGGCGUAUGGGCUGGCAGUUUCUACUUGGCGCAUGCUCAUUCUUUAAAAGAAGUUCCAACAAUGGCAUCUUUACCAACUGCCAGCACACAACCAGACACGGUCAAAAGUGCGCUCGAGAAAAUUGAGUACCUAGGUGAUAUACCGUGCUCAUACGAAGCGAUGCCCAUGGCUGCUCAUUUUGAGUUGCAUAUCGAGCAGGGACAAAGUGUUGGGGUGGCCAUCGGCGCUCAAGCAUAUCGCUGGUACAGAAUCCGAGUGACUGGAUCGGAUUGCCAUUCUGGUACGACUGCCUUUGAACAUCGCGCGGAUGCCAUGUAUGCUUCCGCUCAGAUGAUCGUCAAUGCUCGAGAAGCUGUCGCCACAUAUGGUUGUUUGGCCAUCCCCGGUCUGGCAACCUUCAGUCUCGAUGUCAGAGGGCCGACCAUGGACGCCGUGAUACAGACAGAGACUUUGUUGCGGUCAGAAUUCGCGCAGAUUGCCCAGCGUGGAGGAAAGCCGUGUAUGGUGGAGUGGCAGUUGGAUUUCGAUUCCCCAGAGGUCGAAUUUCAUCCGAGCUGCAUUGACUGUGUCCAGGAAUCUGCGGAAGCGGUCGUGCUCGAUCCCCAAUCCCAAAUUCGACACAUGGUGAGUGGUGCUGGGCACGACACCGUCAGUACUUCGAAACGAGUGCCAUCGAGUAUGAUAUUUGUACCUUGUAGAGAGGGUGUCAGUCAUCAUCCGCAAGAGUACUGUACACCCGAAGACUGCGCAAUGGGAGCAUCUGUGGCACUGCAGGCAGCUCUUCGAUACGAUCGAAAGAGGUUCAGUUCGUAGCACGAAUAGAAAAUUACUUGGCCAUGAGCUAAGUCAGGAUUAUCCGAGAUAAUUAUCUAUUCUGAGUAGUAGUUCUCAUUGGACUACCGCUUCCAGCCACCCCUGUUUACGUCGAUGUGUAGAGUAACCAUAUUGUGUUUGACAAAGGAGGAUUAAGCUACAUGAUCCUACAAAUU